Thamnophis elegans (Western terrestrial garter snake) is the source of this 2115-nucleotide messenger RNA. RefSeq names its product zinc finger protein 750 (gene ZNF750). NCBI's taxonomy places the organism in Eukaryota, Metazoa, Chordata, Lepidosauria, Squamata, Natricidae. Gene Ontology annotation, cellular component: nucleus. Gene Ontology annotation, molecular function: RNA polymerase II cis-regulatory region sequence-specific DNA binding; DNA-binding transcription activator activity, RNA polymerase II-specific; promoter-specific chromatin binding. Gene Ontology annotation, biological process: epidermis development; positive regulation of transcription by RNA polymerase II. The record is from RefSeq and is a predicted model, not a curated record. The coding region runs from base 1 to 2115 and encodes 704 amino acids. The transcript is spliced from 2 exons.
AUGAGUCUUCUCAAAGAGCGCAAACCAAAAAAACCUCAUUAUAUCCCCAGACCUCCAGGAAAACCAUUUAAAUUCAAGUGCUUUCAGUGCCCCUUUACCUGCAAUGAAAAAUCACAUCUUUUUAACCAUAUGAAGUAUGGGCUUUGCAAAAACUCCAUUACGCUGGUGACAGAACAAGAUCGUGUUGUCAAAUGUUCAAAGUCAAAUUCUUUGGAGACUAAGCAAAUCACUCAGGUAGACACUGCAGCCAAACCAACUUCUUCCAAGGUCCUCUCAAAUUUUGAUUCUAAACCUCAAUAUGCAUUUGUCAAAGAUGACUCCAAGGAAAAUAUGGAAAUUCAAAAUCAAGUGACAAAUAUAUCAGUGCAUGGACCAAAACCACCCACUGAAAAGGAACUAACUCUUCUUUGUAAUGAGGAAGAAAGUACAAUCAAUGUGCAGUCUGCUCUUGAAGGCAUCGUAAGGCCUUCUGCAUUUGUUCCAGUGGGAGAGCAUCGGCACAAUAAAGACAAUAAUGAUAUGUCUCAAUUAAGUUCUCUUUCCGAUUCAAAUAAAGGCUCACCCUUUCCAACAAAGUCAGCCUUUCAUGCUCCAAACAAUCUAUGGAAAACAGAUGGUACAAUUAUUAGUCCAGAGUUUACUCAUAAAAUUACACCUGCAAAAGGUUUCGCUUCCAUUCCAUCUUAUGUACAACCCAUGAUUCCAGAAUAUUCACCUUCACUUUAUGAACAUGGAUUAGCUAUCUAUGCACCUUAUUUCCUCUCAGGAAACUCUCAUGAGUGUGAAAGUUCAGUGUUGUCUGUCUACAGCUCUCAAGAUCAAAGACAUUUUCUUCCUCAUCCAGGACCACUUCCUAAACCAAUCAAUCCAGCAACAUACGAGCACUACCGCUUAUUCCAGCCAUAUCGUCCAAAUCUUUCAGUGCCAUAUGGAUUUUGUAGACCAACAGAAUCAGCAUUUUAUAGGCUGCCACACAUUGCAGAUAUUAACAGAGACACAAAUUCUCAUUUGAUGGAGGAAACAACCUUGCUAUAUCCGCAUUCUUCAAGUCCAGCCAGGUUAUUAUCACAAAAUUCUCAUAAAAAAACAGAUGACUAUGAAAAGGAAACCCCUAUGCUGCAUAACAAGGGUCAUUCUAAAGAAGAUCAAAAUGAAAGAGAAAAUGCCAAAAUGAGCCCUCGUGCUGGAAGUGCAGCAACUGGAUCCCCAGGAAGACCCAGCCCAACAAACUUCACUCAAACUAGCCAUGGUUGUGAAGGCCUAUUUGAUCUUUCUAAUAAGUCAUCUUCAGUUAUUAACAAAUGUGAUCAACAUGAAGAAAGUUUUACAGCAUUCAGACCCGUGAGGAAAAGUACAGAUCAAUCUCCCCCGCCUGUAUCAAAGGAAGACAAAGGAAAUUCUCCUAAAAGUAGUGACAUCGCUAAUGAAAAGGAAAAUGUACAGCAUGGAAAUGAUAGUAAUGAGGAUCCUUUGUCCAGUUCCGAAGAUGAUUCAGAUGAUUCACCGCUUAAUCUUUCCAAGAAGCCAGAUGCAAACUUAGUCGAUGCACAUACGUAUACAAGCACUUUCCCAACAGAAAACCAGACCUGCAUGGAACUGCAGGAAAUGCCUUUGAACCUUUCAGUGAAGGACAACUAUCAUAUAAAUGUAUGUUUUCAGAACUCAUUAUAUGAAACUAAAGAUUAUAAUCUUCAAAAAGCUGAAAAUAAAGAUUUGGGGACAGAAAUAUGUAACCCAAAGAAUCAAACAGAUAAAGGUUCCUUCAGUAAGCCUCUUACUGUGAUGCCUAUAAAAGAAGUGGAGGAACCAAGGACAAUUGAGAGUUGUGAUGAGCAGAAACAAACUGCAGCUGUUGCCCUGUGUCAAUUAGCUUCCUACAGUCCAAAUACAGUCCAAAAAGAGAGCGCAGAGAAAAAAAAGCAAGAGAUCAAUUCUCAAUAUGCCGAGUCCAUCGCUGAACCAUCCGAAACCCAGAACGAUCAUUGUAAGAAAGCAAAAGGACAAAAAAGGACCAAUCACAGAGAAGCAACAAAAGUACAACAAGGAACCAAAAAAGUAAGAAUAAAUGAAUGCAGUCGAGUGUUCACUUUGAGAAAGAGAACAAGGAUAGCAUAA